GCCUUAUGCAUGAACUACAGAUAUUAGCUGUCAUUUUCUUUAUUUAGGGUUUUCGUUGUAAAACCUUGCUACCAUCAACACAAGCUAACUUGAGGAGGUCACGUGAUACAUGUACUAUCUCCGCCCUGUACAUCCGCAAAAUGGAGGACCGUGAAGCUAAAGAACCCGAACAGCUCCGAAAGCUGUUUAUCGGAGGUCUGAGCUUUGAAACCACAGAGGAGAGUUUACGGGCCCAUUUUGAGCAAUGGGGAUCUCUCACAGACUGUGUGGUGAUGAGGGAUCCUAACAGUAAACGAUCCAGAGGUUUCGGUUUUGUAACUUACUCCUGUGUAACUGAAGUUGACGAGGCCAUGAAAGCAAGGCCUCAUAAAGUCGACGGGCGAGUUGUUGAACCAAAGAGGGCUGUGUCCAGAGAGGACUCCAACAAACCAGGAGCACAUCUGACAGUGAAGAAGAUCUUUGUUGGUGGUAUCAAAGAGGACACGGAGGAGCACCACAUUCGGGAAUAUUUUGAAAAAUACGGAAAGAUUGACUGCAUCGACAUCAUGGAAGAGCGCUCCACUGGGAAGAAAAGAGGAUUCUGCUUUGUGUCCUUUGACGACCAUGACACUGUGGACAAAAUUGUCGCCCAGAAAUUCCACACAAUAAACUCCCACAACUGUGAAGUCAGGAAAGCUCUAUCAAAGCAGGAAAUGAAUGCUAUGUCCAGUAACCGAGGACGGAGCAGCGGGUCAGGAAAUUUCAUGAGCAGAGGUGGAAAUUUUGGAGGUGGUGGCAACUUUGGUCGAGGUGGCUAUGGAGGACGGGGUGGUUAUAAUGAUGAUUUUGACAAUGAUCAAGGAGGAAAUUAUGGUGGUGGACCUGGCUAUGGAAGUGGCCGAGGGGGUUAUGGAAGUGGCGGUCCGGGCUACGGAAACCAGGGCGGAGGAUUUGGUAGCAGUGGUGAUGGAGGAUAUGGAGGUAAUCGAGGAGGAUAUGGAGGGGGUGGAAAUUACAACGACUUUGGGAAUUAUGGUGGGCAGCAGUCAAACUAUGGGCCAAUAAAGGGAAACAACUUCGGUGGUAGAAACUCUAGCGGACCCUAUGGUGGUGGCUACAGCUCCGGAGGCAGUGGCGGAGGCUACGGGUCACGGCGGUACUGAACACAGCAUGCUUUCGAUGUGGAAAUGGGCAUUCUCUUCUUGCUGAAAAGCUGUAAAGACCUGAUAACAUGGAAGGUUCUGGAUGGGUAAGACAUUUUUUGACAUAUUAUGCAAGGUUUUACAAUCUGAUUGAGUAGUACUGGUUGUUAUGACUCAAGGUCUUAUAUAAAAAUGUGUCUUGAAGAUGGCAGAAUAAUGCCCUGUUUUUAUUCACCAAUUCUUGAUGUUUUAUUAUGCUUUCAUUGUCAGACAGGUCUUUGUAGUGACAAAUUAAAUCAUGCAUUGGCAUAAAAGUCCGUGAAAUAUUUUUACAGUGAAAUCAGACUCAAUUUUAUCUCCAUUCCCCCUGUGCAAAAGAGAACAUGUUUGAACAGAUUGACUCCGUUUGUGCAGUUUUGCCAACUUUUGACCAGGUACGACUGACACUAAGUAUGCAGUCUGAGUCUGUUUGGCCUAAUUCAAAAAGCAUGUUUUCGCUUAAGAGGUAUGAAGCGAAGGCACUAAGGUAAAGAACAAUUUUGCUACAUAAAAGCUAGUUGAGGAACUUUAAGGUCUAAAUAAGAGCAUAGAAGAAAAACAGAUAGCAUCGGCUUUAUCACAAUCUCUCUGAUUUGCCUUUUCGUCAACACAUUUUGAUCUUUCAUGAUUCAGUUUCGUUAUAUUACCCAGCCCUACUCAGACUUAAAAUAACAUGUCAACAUUUUCUGUUAUGUAGAUAGUAGAUGCUAGCUCUAGGUAUUAAUAAAAGACCUGUUGUUAACUUAGAGGAAACCCAAACAGUGAGAUGAAAACCAAAAGCUUCUCAGUCUUUGGUGGAAAUUACUCCCUUUUGGUGUUCAGUUUCAGUUAACUCACUAAAAAAAGCGCUGACGUUUGUAUCUUCUUAAACUCCCAAUAAUCUCUAAAUUAGACCUGAAGCACCAGUAUUCCAAACAGGCCGAGACUGAUCGUUGUGUUUUGACAAACACCGUUCUCCACUUGCAGCUGCGAGACCAUGUUUUAAUAGAGGUAUCAGGAACAGCCUGUUUUCUUCUUCCCAGCAAUGUUCGUCAGCAACAGCACGCCAGUGUUGUUGAACUGCUCUGAUUUUCAUGUAAACUGUGAUAUGUUGUUUUAUUUUUAAUAAACAUUUUUCCAUUA
Molecule: messenger RNA, 2282 nt
Organism: Girardinichthys multiradiatus
Lineage: Eukaryota; Metazoa; Chordata; Actinopteri; Cyprinodontiformes; Goodeidae
Gene: hnrnpa3
Product: heterogeneous nuclear ribonucleoprotein A3
Exons: 11
Coding region: 141-1142 (333 amino acids)
Molecular function (GO): RNA binding
Source: RefSeq, a predicted model, not a curated record